Heteronotia binoei (common prickly gecko) is the source of this 2187-nucleotide messenger RNA. RefSeq names its product solute carrier family 16 member 14 (gene SLC16A14). Gene Ontology annotation, biological process: monocarboxylic acid transport; transmembrane transport. The coding region runs from base 93 to 1637 and encodes 514 amino acids. The record is from RefSeq and is a predicted model, not a curated record. Gene Ontology annotation, molecular function: monocarboxylic acid transmembrane transporter activity. Lineage: Eukaryota; Metazoa; Chordata; Lepidosauria; Squamata; Gekkonidae. The transcript has 5 exons.
UCUGCGCGAAGACGGGAGGGCGGGCGGAUGAGAGCUUUGUCUGCUCCCAGCGGGAAGAAUUGCCGCUGCUGCAGUGAGAUACUAUAGAGAACAUGUACACCAGUCAUGAAGAUAUUGACUGUGAUUGUGAAGACAGUUCAAAACAUCGGGAGAAGGAGCUGAAGCCAAACCCAGAUAUUGAUGGAGGAUGGGCUUGGAUGAUUGUCUUUUCAUCUUUCUUGGUGCAUGUACUCAUUAUGGGAUCACAAAUGGCCCUUGGAGUUCUCAAUAUGGAAUGGCUUGAAGAAUUCAGCCAAAGUCGAGGCCUCACAGCAUGGGUCAGCUCCCUCACCAUGGGUAUUACCCUCAUUGUAGGGCCUUUUAUUGGUUUAUUCAUUAACACCUGUGGAUGCCGGAAGACUGCAAUAAUUGGAGGACUCUUGAAUGCCCUUGGAUGGAUAUUAAGUUCCUAUGCCUCAAAUGUACAUUACCUAUUUAUUACAUUUGGAGUUACAGCUGGUAUUGGGAGUGGAAUGGUGUACCUGCCUGCUGUGGUCAUGGUGGGAGAAUACUUUCAGAAAAGAAGAGCCCUCGCUCAGGGACUCAGUACAACUGGGACAGGGUUUGGUGCUUUCCUGAUGACAGUUUUGCUGAAAUACCUUUGUAUGGAGUUUGGCUGGCGAGAUGCAAUGUUCAUCCAGGGUGCAGUCUGUCUGAACCUGUGUGUUUGUGGAGCGCUCAUGCGACCAAUUUAUUACAAGGAAGAAAGCGCUGAAAAGGAGAGAAACAGCAGCAAAACUCAAAGUCACUUGAAAGAGCUGUCCAACUCAGCAGAAACACUGACUUGCAACGGUGUCUUAUGUGAAGAAGAAAAAGACAGACAAAGCAAGGAUCAUAAGCCUGGGAGUCUUCCUGCCUCAGAAAGCAAAGGUGCAGCCCAACUAGGGAGGAACGCCUAUGUCCUUUGCAUUUUGAAGACAGUGAGCCAACUGACUGUUACAGUCCAGAAGGGCUUUCAGACCUGGUAUGGUAGUUACUUUGGAGCUGCUUCCCUCUUCACCAACGGAAUGUUUGCAGCCUUUGUAUUUUGGGCUUUGUUUGCAUACAGUACCUUUGUUAUCCCCUUUAUUCACCUUCCAGAAAUAGUCAAACAGUAUAACCUGUCUGCAAAGAAUGACAUCUUUCCCUUGACCUCAAUUAUUGCCAUUGUUCAUAUUUUUGGGAAGGUUAUCCUUGGAAUCAUCUCUGAUUCACCCUGUAUCAGCGCUUGGAAUGUCUUCAUAGCAGCUAACUUUACCCUUGUCACCUGCAUUCUUAUUUUGCCAUUAAUGCAUACCUAUGUUGGACUGGCUGUGAUCUGUGCCCUAAUAGGAUUUUCCAGUGGAUAUUUUUCCCUCAUGCCAGUUGUCACUGAAGAUUUAGUAGGGAUUAAGCAGCUUGCAAAUGCCUAUGGAAUCAUAAUUUGUGCCAACGGGAUAUCAGCACUGCUUGGACCACCGUUUGCAGGCUGGAUUUAUGACCUCACCAAAAAAUAUGACUAUUCCUUCUACAUAUGUGGUUUGCUUUACAUGGUGGGAAUCCUCUCAUUAUUCAUCCAACCUUGUAUUGGAAAGAAAAAGACAGCAACAGAAAAAAGCAUUGAAAAUGGAAAAGUAUAAACACAGUUUGCUGUGUGUUUUUAAAGGGAAUUUCUUUUCUUCAUUUUGCUUUCUAAAAUACCAAACAGUUUCUCUGAUGGGACCAAAUGGACUGAAAAGCACCAUGGUGGACACUGAAUAAAGUUAACACUGCCACUAUCAGUGAAUCAUGAGAAAAGCCUUUAAUUAAUGCUUUUCUUGCCAUACAUAAAAUAAUCCACUUGAAAGCAGAAUGGCCCAGUGCCCAUAAAAUGGAUGUGAAUUGAUCAACAGCUGAAAAAUUAAUUCUUCCUUUUGUAACUCACAGAUUUGACCCAGUUAUAUCUCAACAGUAUACAGUUGUUCCUGCUGUACACUAACAGGAAAAGAGAAGAACUGGUCCCGUUAGAAAUCAUUGGUAUCAUAAGAAAUUAUUAUUGGUCGUUUUGUCAUUUGUUGAACAGAAAACAACUUCCCUUCUGUGUCAACUAAGUAUGCAAAUGCACAAUUUACUUCUUCCUUAAAGGGUUCCUAGUAGUGCAAUCAUUUUGAAAGUUUAAUUAUGAAAUAAAUCAUUUGGUCUGCUGUGUAA